Messenger RNA from Populus euphratica (Euphrates poplar), 1550 nucleotides. Its product is annotated as probable ADP-ribosylation factor GTPase-activating protein AGD8. Gene Ontology annotation, molecular function: GTPase activator activity. The transcript has 7 exons. NCBI's taxonomy places the organism in Eukaryota, Viridiplantae, Streptophyta, Magnoliopsida, Malpighiales, Salicaceae. The record is from RefSeq and is a predicted model, not a curated record. Bases 195 to 1409 code for a protein of 404 amino acids. Gene Ontology annotation, biological process: COPI coating of Golgi vesicle.
CGAGCACGCUCAAAUAUUGCACUUUUGUUUAGCUUCAUAUUUAUCUCUCGCCCUCUGUCUUCCUUUGUUUGCGUUCUGUUUUCUCGCGGCGGAGGAGGAGGUGGUGGUGGUGUUGCAGCAAUUCACGUCUCCUCUUCGGAAUCACUCUUCGCGUGCUUGUCUCUCUCUAAAUUAACAAACUAUAAAGUACAACCAUGGCGUCGGAAAAUUUCACCGACAAGAACGUGGUGUUCAGAAAACUGAAAGCGAAAUCGGAGAACAAGAUGUGUUUUGACUGUAAUGCCAAAAAUCCUACUUGGGCUUCUGUAACGUACGGGAUCUUCCUUUGCAUCGAUUGCUCUGCUUUUCACCGUAGUCUUGGUGUACACAUCAGCUUUGUUAGGUCUACGAAUUUAGAUUCAUGGAGUCCAGAGCAACUGAGAACAAUGAGCUUUGGGGGAAAUAAUCGUGCUCAGAUUUUCUUUAAGCAGCACGGAUGGACUGAUGGGGGGAAAACUGAGGCCAAGUAUACAUCUAGAGCUGCGGAGUUAUAUAGGCAAUUACUUUCAAAAGAAGUUGCUAAAAGCAUGGCUGAAGAUGCUGGCUUGCCAUCAUCACCUGUUGCUUCUCAGGCAGCCCAAGCAGCAAAUGGACUUCCUGAUGUCAAGAUUAAUGACACUCCUAAAGAAAGCUCAGUAGGAAAACAAGAAACACCUGAUAUAGUUCGUUCCCCAAAAGCUUCUCACACAGUUAUUACUAGUUCUGUGAAGAAGCCUCUUGGUGCAAAGAGAACUGGGAAAACAGGGGGACUUGGUGCUAGAAAGCUUACUGUAAAGCCUAGUGAAAAUCUCUAUGACCAGAAGCCUGAGGAACCAGCACUUCCUGUGCCUUCCACAACUAACAACACCACCACAAAAUCCGGCACAUCUUUUGCAUCUCGUUUUGAGUAUGUAGAUAAUGUCCAACCUGCUGAGCUGAUUUCUGGUGGCCCACAAGUGAUUAGCCAUGUAUCUCCACCAAAGUCAUCAAGCUUUUUUGCAGAUUUCGGGAUGGAUAGUGGUUUUGCUAAGAAAGGAAGCUCAAACUCCUCAAAAGUUCAAAUUCAGGAAACAGAUGAAGCAAGAAAAAAGUUCUCGAAUGCAAAAUCAAUCUCAUCAGCCCAAUAUUUUGGUGAUCAGAACAAAGCUGAUGCUGAUGCUCAAGUUUCAUUGCAGAAAUUUUCUGGCUCCUCUGCUAUAUCAAGUGCUGUUCUUUAUGGUAAAAGCGAAGAUCAGACUAUUGAUCUUGCUGCGAGUGACCUCAUCAAUCGGAUCUCAUUCCAGGCCCAACAAGACAUCUCUUCUCUGAAGAAUAUUGCAGGAGAGACUGGGAAGAAGCUCAGCUCCUUCGCAUCAACCUUCAUGACUGAUCUUCAGGACAGGAUCCUCUGAUGAAAUUGAUGGGUUCUGUGUUUGAGAAUUUUCAAGUUUGCUACAUUGCCCAUCAAUAUUUGUGUAGUGUAAUGUAAAAUGAGUCCAUAUAAAAUUCUUUUGGAAGAAAAAUAAAAUUUAAGACUUCUCAGGUCUUUGACA